Messenger RNA from Jatropha curcas, 2462 nucleotides. The record is from RefSeq and is a predicted model, not a curated record. NCBI's taxonomy places the organism in Eukaryota, Viridiplantae, Streptophyta, Magnoliopsida, Malpighiales, Euphorbiaceae.
GAGAGUGGUCAUCACUCGUGCAGUCGUAAAAUUUAUGUGGCAUUUCUCUCUUUCAAAAAUCUCUACUUUUCAAGUUUCUCUCUUUCUUAACGGUCCUUUCUUCUAAUUGUGAAGAUAGAGAAAGACAGAAAGACAGAAAGACAGAAACUUUGUUCAGAUGAAAUAAAUCCUCGCAUUGAAUGCACCCAACAACCUAAAGGUGAUGAAAUUCAAUAUCUCCAUGGAAGCAGUACCUCUACAUGGUCCCAUUUCUCUUUGACAAGGAUCAUGAAGGUGCACAUAAGAAGAGAGGGAAUGGGAUUUCUUGGCCACCUCCAGUUAAUCAUGCCCAACACAGACGUUCUAAGAGUGCAUCUGAAAGGAACUUGGACGCUUCAGGAGAUGGAGCAUUGCGUUCUAUGAAGAAGAACCAGAAUGGGACACAUAUGUCACCACUUCCAAACAGGGCUUAUAGGACACGAAGUCCUCUCCAUGAGUAUCCUACUUGUACAAAUAACAAUACUUCAUCAAACCAUCGAGCCUCCUUAGAAAAAGAUAUUGAGGUGCUGCAAUUACGUUUGCAACAAGAGAAAUCUAUGCGCAUGAUGCUUGAGAGGGCAAUGGGUCGAGCUUCAAGCACAUUAUCUCCUGGACAUAGACAUUUCGCCACUCAGACGAAGGAGUUGAUUUCAGAGAUUGAAUUACUGGAAGAAGAGGUGGCAAACAGAGAGCAGCAUGUGCUUUCUCUGUAUAGGAGUAUUUUUGAACAAAAAGUCAGCCGGGAUCCUUCUCAGCAAAACUCAUAUGUUGCUUCUCCUGCCCAUAUAAAGCAAGCAUCCAGGAAACACCCAAGUAUUAUUUCAAGCGCUUUUUGUUCCUCAAAAAAGUUCCCUUUGAGACCUCUGCAAGCUCUAGUUUCUAUCAGUGAGUCUGGGAAAAGAUCCUCCAAGGCUUGUGAUGCCCCACCAUCCAUUGGGAAAAGCGAUAUUCAAUUUGAGAAGACUUGUUUUGACCGGAUGAGGACGCAUGAAAAGAUUCCUACUAUGGAGAAAACUUCAAUGCUGAGACCUCUGAAAGAUCAUUUAUACCAAUGCCCAAGCAAGUUGUCUGAGGAAAUGGUCAGGUGUAUGGCUGCAGUAUACUGUUGGCUUCGUAGUACAGCAUCUGUGGCUCCUGGAAAAAACAGAUCACCCAUAUUGUCAAGGUCAUCCACUAAUGUAGUACUCCCUCGACGUGGUAUUGUAGAGGACCGGGAUUGGUCUUGCAAAUCCAUGGUAGAAAUAUCUUGGAUAUCAACUGAUAAAAACCACUUUUCUCAUGCAUCUUAUGCCAUCAAUAACUACAGAGUUCUAGUGGAAAAACUGGAAAGGGUGACUGUCAGUCAGAUGGAAAACAAUGCUCAAGUUGCAUUUUGGAUUAAUGUCUACAAUGCCCUUGUUAUGCAUGUAAAGAUCACCGACCAGAACUUUUUUUUUUCCAGUGUUUGCUCACGUAACAUAAGAGAGUAUUGUCUUGGGCAGGCAUAUUUAGCAUAUGGAAUCCCCCACAAUUCUCUGCGGAGGUUAGCGUUGUUUCAUAAGGCUGCUUAUAACAUUGGAGGCCAUAUCGUUAGUGCAAAUGCCAUAGAGCAGUCAAUCUUUUGCUUCCGAACACCCCGAGUUGGAAAGUGGCUUGAGACCAUCCUUUCCACUGCCUUGAGGAAAAAAUCUAGUGAAGAAAGGCAGCUUAUUACUUCCAAGUUUGGCCUCUCAGAUGCCCAACCUCUAGUCUGUUUUGCCCUCUGUACUGGAGCUUUUUCCGAUCCUGUGCUAAAAGUCUAUAUGGCAUCAAGUGUUAAAGAAGAAUUGGAGGAGGCGAAAAGAGAGUUUCUUCAAGCAAAUGUAGUUGUAAAGAAGUCAAGGAAAGUGUUCCUACCCAAGUUGCUCGAAAGAUUUGCAAAGGAAGCCUCUAUGAGCUCAGAUGAUCUUCUCAAGUGGGUUACUGAAAAUGUUGAUAAAAAACUCCAUGAUUCUAUUCAGAAAUGCAUCGAUCAUAAAUCAAGAAAGUCAUCUCAGAUUAUAGAGUGGUUACCUUACAGUUCAAGAUUUCAGUACUUGUUCUCAAAGGACUUAAUGGAGAAACCACUUUGGGUAUGAGUUUCUGUCUGCAAAUGCCUUGCUUGAAAGGGCAAUGUCCCUAUCAGAAGCAGUUCAAUACUACUUGACUUGGGAAGGACGGAGGGACAUUAAUUAUGGGCACUUCUGAUCUAUAUUUAUUGUCCAUCUGAUCAUUGUCUCUUUUAGAUGAUUUAGAUUUUUAACUUGCAUUACAACCAUUGUGAUAUAGAUCUACAAUUUCACUCUACUGAGCAGUGCCAUUGUUGCUGUUGAUACCUCGAAAAAGUGGCAUUCCUCUAGAUCCAAGACAAUAAAUGUCUUUGAAUAUUUUAUGCUUCCUCUAGAUCCAAGACAAUCAUGCUAUUUUAUUAUUAUCAUUUUUAUUAA